GGAGCGGUGGGGGGAGAAACGACAGAGAGAUGCGGAGCUUUUUAGGAGCAGAAACAUCCAGACAACCUGUGAAGCUCCACCACAUGUCUCCUCUCUCCGAUAGAGGAGAUUCUCAUCAAAGCGUCCAGCAGCUGAUUUGUGGGGCCAUUACAGCACACUUCAGCCAACACAACCUGAGUAAGUUCCUCACACACCUCACAGCUCACCUCCAGUGUCAGAUCAGGAGUGUUUGAACAUGACGGGUCAGACUGUGGGAGGCACCAUCCAGGACCUGUCAGUGCCCUCACUGAUGGCUGUGGAAGGACUCGGGUCCAGGCCUCUGGGAGGGGCCGGGUCCUUCACUGAUGAGGCUGUUUCCAUACUGACCUCCACAAGCCAGCUGGCCCGAACCCUCCUGGGUCGCACUUUUGCCCUCAAACGCAAAGAGAGCCUCACCAGCGCUGAAGCCAAGGCUGGUAGCAGCGGCGAUGAAGAAAGCGGCAGUAGUACACGUCGCAAACGAGAGUUUAUCAAUGAGGAGAAGAAAGAUGAAGGCUACUGGGACAAGAGGAGAAAAAACAACGAGGCAGCCAAGCGGUCCAGAGAAAAGCGGCGAGCCAAUGACCAGGUGCUGGAGCGGAGAGUCCUGGGUCUGCUGGAGGAGAACGCUCGCCUGAGGGCCGAGCUGUUGGCCCUGAAGUUUCGCUUCGGCCUGGUCAAGGACCCAUCUGACGUGUCCAUCAUGCCGCUGUCUGCACCCCUCUGUCCUCACCCAACACCCAGCACAACACAUUUCUACCAGCCUCACACUGAAGGAUCCUCGUAUCACAACGCGCAGCCCAGCCCCAGCACCCACCACAUCCACCCUCACCCUCCGCAGCAGGGUCCAAUGUUUGGACAGAGGGGAGCCAGGCCUCUGUCAAAUCCUAGUGUAUCCGAGGAGUCCGGUGUCUCCACCUCAUGUAGCUCAAAUGUGGGCAGCCCUGUGUUUUUUGAUGGCAUGCUGAGUGAGCGUGGCGGCCCUUCUCCAAGGGAGCUGGCGGAGGAGCAGCAGUGCUACGACUCCCACGCCUGUCCCCUGGAGGUCAGCGUGAGUCAGUAUGUAAACAGACAAGACUCAUCCGAGGGUUUGAGGAGCCUCCCUCACAAGCUCCGCUUCAAAGGCCCCAGCAGUUGUAGCGAUGUAGGGGAGAUGUCUCCAUCCUCUGAUACCAGACACAGUGGACCACCUGUAGCCACAGUGGGGCCAAACAUCCAGGUGAGAAACCACCAGCAAGGGGGGUGGGACAGUCGAACAGAGAGUCAGGCUCCUUGGCCCAGAGAGGAGUCCUGCGGUGGACUUGGGCAGCAGUAUCAGGGCCCAUCCUCUGGAUAUUAUAACUCAUCUUCUCUGCCGAACUCCAGGGACACCAAGUAUUCGACAGAUGACAUCAGUCUCAGGUCACAGAUCAGCUGCUUGUCUCAAGAAGUGGCUCAGCUCAAGAGGCUGUUCUCUCAGCAGCUCUCCAAGACGGCUUAAAACCUGCGCACAAGAGGAUCAAGUCUGGACUAAAGUUAAUAGACAGAUUUCACACAGCAUCUUUCCAAACCAUCAAUCUUACAGACUGCUGAUUUCCAUAGGCCAGCAUGGCCCAGUGUAAACAGCUACCUCGGAAGUAACUGGCCAUAUUUAUGACACCUGUUUCACUGGUAAUGCUUAGUUUAGGAGCCUGUUUGUUCUGUGAUGAUCAACACAUUUACCUUUUAAAAUAAUGCUUAAUGACUACAAAACUAAAGUGAUUUCACUACAUAUUGACUUCCUGACAUUUGAAGGACACUGUACGUUUCUGAAUACUUAACUGAGCAGGUCUGUCAGAAACACUGGAACAUGUCACAUACAUGUUGUCUUGACUCAGAUGGCCAUUUUGUCUUCUUUGGGACAACAUACAGUUUGUAGGCUUUUCAACACAAACUGUUUAUCCAUAUUACGAUGUGUUAAAUAUCUUGUGUUGCCCGAAGGAAGACAGAGAAGUGUGUUAAAAAAUAUCUUUUUUGUUUUUUUGAUCUUUAUAUGUUGUUUACUGUAUCUGGUUUAUCUUAUGACAGCAAGGUACAGUACAAAUAAUUGUGCAUUUCAUCUUUGUUCAGAGUAAUUGUAAUUAAUUGUACUUGAAAA
Messenger RNA from Morone saxatilis (striped sea-bass), 2134 nucleotides. RefSeq names its product nuclear factor interleukin-3-regulated protein-like. Gene Ontology annotation, biological process: circadian rhythm; regulation of DNA-templated transcription. Bases 236 to 1498 code for a protein of 420 amino acids. Gene Ontology annotation, molecular function: DNA-binding transcription factor activity; DNA binding. The transcript has 2 exons. The record is from RefSeq and is a predicted model, not a curated record. NCBI's taxonomy places the organism in Eukaryota, Metazoa, Chordata, Actinopteri, Moronidae. Gene Ontology annotation, cellular component: nucleus.